Messenger RNA from Durio zibethinus, 1650 nucleotides. RefSeq lists its product as uncharacterized. The record is from RefSeq and is a predicted model, not a curated record. Gene Ontology annotation, molecular function: ATP hydrolysis activity; ATP binding. NCBI's taxonomy places the organism in Eukaryota, Viridiplantae, Streptophyta, Magnoliopsida, Malvales, Malvaceae.
UCCAAUUUUUCCUAUAAAAUAUUAGUUAAAAAAAAACGAAGAUGAGUCAUGACAGCUAGAGCCAAACAAGGAAAAAAAAAACAUCUUCAAUUGAUUUUCCAUUUUCUCGCGAUCAGUUGUUAAAGCACGUGCUCUGCACUGCAGUUUAUACUAACAGAGAAACAGAGAAAAUGGAAAGAGAGAUCUGCGUGAAUUGCUAAAAAUCUCUUAUUUCUUCUUCUCUUUUUCUCAAAAAAAAAAAAAAAAAAUCAAGUAAUGGCCGAUGAACCUUCUCUCACUCGCUGGUCUUUUCUGGAUUUUAAAAUGUUUUAUGAUGCCAAGUUUGGGAGGAAGAGAUUACCUGAGCCACAAGAUGGCGAAGCUGCUGAUACGCGACUCUCGAAAGGAACUUCUUCGAAUGUGACCUCAAAUGGGAACCAUUCUGUCAAGAACACGUCGGAUAUGGCUAUUUACGAGCAGUAUCGAAACCAUGGCACGAACUCGGUGCACUCAAAUGGUGUGGUGUCUAAUGGAUUUGACUCAAGACCGCAGAGGCCUCUGCUUCCUGCUUUUGAAUCUGCAGAAAUGCGUGCUUUAGGAGAGAGUUUAAGUAGGGACAUUGUACAAGGGAACCCAGAUGUUAAGUGGGAAAGCAUCAAGGGAUUAGAGAAUGCCAAACGUUUACUUAAAGAAGCGGUUGUUAUGCCUAUAAAAUAUCCCAAGUACUUUACUGGUCUUCUUUCACCAUGGAAAGGUAUUCUCCUUUUUGGCCCCCCAGGGACAGGAAAGACAAUGCUAGCACGGGCUGUUGCAACAGAAUGCAAGACCACAUUUUUCAAUAUUUCAGCAUCAUCUGUAGUCAGCAAAUGGCGUGGUGAUUCUGAGAAGUUAAUAAAAGCACUUUUUGACCUAGCAAGGCACCAUGCUCCAUCUACCAUAUUUCUUGAUGAAAUUGAUGCCAUUAUAAGUCAGCGUGGCGGCGAAGGACGCAGUGAGCAUGAAGCAAGUAGGCGUUUGAAAACUGAGCUACUUAUACAGAUGGAUGGUUUGACACGGUCAGAUGAGCUCGUGUUUGUUUUGGCGGCUACAAACCUCCCUUGGGAAUUGGAUGCAGCCAUGCUCCGUCGUCUUGAGAAGCGAAUCCUUGUUCCUCUUCCAGAGCCAGAAGCAAGAAGAGCAAUGUUUGAAGAACUUCUGCCUGAACAGCAUGGUGAGGAUGUUCUUCCUUACGAUAUAUUAGUGGAAAGGUCAGAAGGUUACUCAGGUUCAGAUAUUCGGUUACUCUGCAAAGAAGCAGCCAUGCAGCCUUUGAGACGCUUAAUGGCAGUUCUCGAGGAUAGGAAGGAAGUAGUGCCUGAGGAUGAGCUGCCGAUGGUUGGGCCAGUUACACCUGAUGACAUAGAAAAUGCUUUGAAGAACACAAGACCGUCAGCUCAUUUACAUGCUCAUCGCUACGAGAAGUUCAAUGCAGAUUAUGGCAGUCAAAUACUCCAAUAACGGCACGCUGUUGCAAAAGCCCUUCUAAAUUGUCAGAUAUAACUUUUCCGCAUUUUCUGAUCAUCAGUUUCUUAUCAAUUUUUCCUCAGCAAUGAGUUUAUUUAUGGGAAACUAGAAUAUAUUUUUUCAUUUUUCAAGUGGUUUCAGCCCUUGAAUUGUUUUUUAUUGGCUCCA